Molecule: messenger RNA, 396 nt
Organism: Triticum turgidum subsp. durum (durum wheat)
Lineage: Eukaryota; Viridiplantae; Streptophyta; Magnoliopsida; Poales; Poaceae
Source: the annotation of a GenBank genome assembly
AUGGUACCUGACUACAGCUACUCCUUCGCCAUGUCUUCUUGCUUGAUUGCAUUACUCCCAGAAGGGUUUUAUGACAGGGUUGAUGAGGGCAGCAUUAUUCUUAAGAAAUCCAAGAAGUUCAGCUUCUGCAGUAAUGGGAUUAUCAUGGACGAUGGAAAUGAAUGCAUAAACAGUGAUAUUGUAAUUCUAGCAACAGGAUUCAGAGGAGACCAGAAGCUUAGGGACAUCUUCACAGCAAACUGGUGUAGAAAUAUAGUGGUUGGAUCAUCAGAUACAUCAGUUCCUUUAUAUAGGUACAGGUUGGACAACUUUUUUUUGGUUGGCAUAUUUGGAGGACAAUAUAUACUGUGCUACAGAAUACAUUUUUUUCCCCUUCGGAACUGCACCACUACUUAA